GUCACUUUAUGGAAGAAAAGGAGGCGGACGCUAAAACCAUCUUGGCAACUUGGUCCGUGCAUACAGAGUCCUUCCCAUGUCAUUGCCAUGCCCUGCUUCAUCCACACACACACACCAGCGACACCUUCACCCGCACACAGCUUGAUCAGUCAAUUCGGGUCGAAACUACCGCACGGCGCGAAACAACCCUUUUUUCUUUUUUCUUUUUUCCCUUAACCUGGUAGGGUACCGGUACAAUAUCACAAUGUCCCAUUCACCGCCAUCGAUUCUAAAUUUUUUCAACCUGCGCCGGAGAAAAAACAUGACUACCGAUACAUUAUCGCCGGUCCUUCAAGAGUUCAUCAACAAGACGAUGCGCAUCACCACGACCGAUACAAGGGUUUUCGUGGGCGAGCUGAAGUGCACUGAUAAAGAUAAAAACCUCAUACUCGCACAAACACAUGAAUAUCGGUAUCCGACUGGGAAUGGACUACGAGCGGAGGUGGAGAGUGGGGAGGGGGUUGUCGAGGAGGGGAAAGUGAAGUUAACUCUUAAGAGCCGCUACAUUGGAUUGGUAGUUGUGCCGGGGGAGUUCAUUGUCAAAAUUGAGGUUGAGGAAGGGCAGGGGACUAUGGGAAGUGCUAGGGGUAGUAUGACGGUCAGUGUUGAUCGGGAGAGUUGAUGCCGGUACAGGGCCGUAGGUAGAGAGAGAUUACGGUAGUGGCCACGGGGAAUGCUUUGCAAUCAUGGAGCGGAGGAUUCGCGGAGUUUAUGGUGCGGAGUUUAUGCGGCAGCUUUAUAUCUUGCUGGUGAUUUCCGUGAUUUUUCCGUGUCAGCGCAAAUCCUCGGAAGGGGAGUUAAGCCUGAUCCGGUGUAUUCAUACUCGUACAAGAAGAUAUCGCUAUUAUAAUUGUCUCUCGGCGCUUGGUACUUGUACUGUACGAUAUCAUAUCCGCGCACACAAGCACCGUAUCACCCGAUUAAA
Messenger RNA from Tuber melanosporum (Perigord truffle), 964 nucleotides. RefSeq lists its product as uncharacterized. NCBI's taxonomy places the organism in Eukaryota, Fungi, Ascomycota, Pezizomycetes, Pezizales, Tuberaceae. The transcript is spliced from 2 exons. Gene Ontology annotation, cellular component: NatC complex. Gene Ontology annotation, molecular function: RNA binding. The coding region runs from base 302 to 661 and encodes 119 amino acids. The record is from RefSeq and is a predicted model, not a curated record.